GUUUGCGUUGGCGCGGUCUUACAAAGUUGCGAAAAGUUUGAUCAUCGAAAUUUUUAUAUAUUCGGUUAAUUCGAUUAAUAAAAAAUUAACUAAAAAUGGCUUGCAAAGUCAGAGCCGAGUUGGAAGCGGCGUUCGUGAAACUGGACGCCAAUGGCGACGGCUUCGUUACGGCCAGCGAGUUACAAAACUUCAUGAAGACUCUUGAUGCCUACAAAUCUCUCAGCAAGGAAAAAGUUCAGGAAGCUUCAGCGAAACUCAUUCGGAUGGCCGACAAAAACAGCGAUGGCAAAAUUAGCAAGGAGGAGUUCCUCAACGCCAACGCUGAUCUGCUGAAGCAGUUGAAGUAAAUCCUGCCAUCUCUGUCCAUCCCUUUUUUCGGAUGACGUCAUUCUAUUAUUAGAUGAAUAAUAAACAUACUUCCGAUUACGUCUUUUUCCUUUUUAAAAUCUCACGCGAUGUUCUGUCCGCAUUUCUACAAACUUUUAAUAAAUAUUUAACAUUCAAUUUAACGUUUAUUCUUAAUAUUAUUGAUAUAAAACUAAUUUUCAAUUGUAUAUCUAUGAUACUGUUUAGUAUAUCUAUGAUACUGUUUAGUACGUAGAACGUUGAUAAAUUUUUUGUAUCUCAAUAUUGUGAUAUAGGUACGUGACUGAUAUAUAUCUAUAUGUUAUUCUUACAUGUUUUUCUUUGUGUCAAAUAUAAAUAGUCACUUUAUAAAGUCACUUUAUAUUUACACAAUAUUCAACAGUUUAAUAAUGUUUAAAUUGAUAUAAGGCUGUCAUUAACCUGUCUAUUUGAUAGAUUUUUUCAUUUAAAAUUGAGUUAAAAUGAAAAGUAAAUGAAUAAAUUUGAUUAUUUUAAUGGAUUUAUUAUUGUAGCAUCUUAAAAAUUCAUCAUGCUUUUGCCAAAUUAAAAACUUAUUAGUUUAUGUUGUCAUUGUUUAAUAAAAUGUCAAAAAGU
Messenger RNA from Helobdella robusta, 960 nucleotides. RefSeq lists its product as hypothetical. Bases 96 to 347 code for a protein of 83 amino acids. Gene Ontology annotation, molecular function: enzyme regulator activity; calcium ion binding. The record is from RefSeq and is a predicted model, not a curated record. NCBI's taxonomy places the organism in Eukaryota, Metazoa, Annelida, Clitellata, Rhynchobdellida, Glossiphoniidae. The transcript has 4 exons.